Molecule: messenger RNA, 1095 nt
Organism: Rotaria socialis
Lineage: Eukaryota; Metazoa; Rotifera; Eurotatoria; Philodinida; Philodinidae
Source: the annotation of a GenBank genome assembly
AUGAUUUCUGAUUCCUUAUCAGUAGAAGAACAUAUCAGUAGUUGUUUGGUUUUCGACGAUGAUCUUCUAAGAUUACUGGGUACAAAUCAUCAAUCAAAAAAUGUAUGCUAUGAGAAGCCUUUUGAUAAUACCUCAAUUGCCAGUGAUUUGAUCGAGUUUAUUGAUCCGAGAAAUUGCGCGAUAGAGAAAAAUGAAUUUGAUUGCUAUUUUCCGACAAGCAACAGUUCGCAAGAUAUGAUAUGUAGUGAUUACGAUCCAAAUCUAUCUUUUCUCGAUUUCUCGAUGUCAUCCAAAGAGUGUGCUGAUGGCUAUAACGUUACAAAUGCAAAGUCGAGUCAUGUUCCAUUGUCUACAUCUGUGGGUGUCACAAUACCAAAGAAAAGCCUUAAUUUAUCACGUGGCAUUGAAAUUGUUGAUGAUCUUGAGUUAAAAUAUAAGCCACGCUACAAAAGCGACUAUCGUUCUCCAGAUGGUACAAUUCGAAAACCACGAUAUGUGGCUAAUCAGCAUGGCGUUCAUUGUGUCGAACUCAAAGUAGCACCUGGUAGUAAAGGCUAUCUUCGAGUCGAUUGGACUACAACGGAGUUGAGUAAAGGUAUUCGAUAUUCAAUGCCUUACAAGUUUCAAAUUGAUAAUGAUUCAUUUGAUUCUCCUGAUGUAAACCCAUUUUAUGUAGAUUUCACCGCUGAUUGUACAGGAAUUUUGCCACUAUAUUUGGUGUUGAUUAAAGCGAAACAAGAUGAAUUGAAAUCAGUUCAACUUCAACUCUUUCCUCCAUUGGAAGAUUGUUCUACGGUAUCAAUUUCAAAUAGUUUCAACGUAACAACUCCAUUGAGUGCAAAAAAAUUGAUUGAACAAUAUCAAUUACAUAGAUCACAAUUAGCAUUUACAUUGUGUACAUUAAGUAAAGACGGGCAAUUAUUCAUUCCUGAUUGGGGCACAACGGUCUAUUCAACAGUUAUGACUGAGAUGUCCACCGAAGCUUCAAAACGAAGAAAGAUUGCUUGUCCAAGAUGUAAAAAUUCAUUCGAAAUAACCAUCAACAAAGCAGGUGAUAUCAGCUAUGAAGAACCAGCGAAAAAACGAAAACGAUGA